UUCCUCAGCCGCUCCGCUUCCACGCACAACAUCCGUCGUGGCGAGCGGGCUCGCAGUCGGAGGCCGAGCGAGCGAGCGAGCGGUCACCCGGCGCCAAGAUGCCGCUGGGCCUGAAGCCGACGUGCAGCGUGUGCCGCACCACCUCCUCGUCCAUGUGGAAGAAAGGGGUCCAGGGCGAGAUCCUUUGCAACAACUGCACGGGCCGCCCGGGGCCUCCCGGGUCCGCGGGAGCCGGCUACGCCACGACCUCGGCGGCUGCGCAGCACAGCAACGGCGGCAGCGGCGGCGGGAAGCAGAGUAAGCAAGAAAUUCACAGAAGAUCUGCUCGAUUAAGAAACACAAAAUACAAGUCUGCUCCAGCUGCUGAAAAGAAAGUUUCCACUAAAGGAAAAGGGAGAAGGCAUAUUUUUAAGUUAAAAAAUCCCAUCAAAGCUCCAGAGUCUGUAGCUACCAUUAUUACAGCAGAAUCUAUCUUCCAUAAGGGAGUUUACUAUCAGAUUGGAGAUGUUGUUUCAGUGAUUGAUGAGCAGGAUGGUAAAACAUACUAUGCUCAGAUUAGAGGGUUUAUUCAAGACCAAUACUGCGAAAAAAGUGCAGCUAUAACAUGGCUCAUUCCUACUGCAGCUAGCCCCAAAGACUGUUUUGACCCUGCAACUUACAUAAUAGGGCCAGAAGAAGAUCUUCCAAGGAAAAUUGAGUACUUAGAGUUUGUUUGUCAUGCACCUUCAGAAUAUUUCAAAUCUCAGUCAUCUCCUUUCCCUACCAUUCCUACUAGACCAGAAAAAGGUUAUAUUUGGACUCACGUUGGACCUACCCCAGCAAUUUCCAUCAAGGAAACUGUUGCCAGCAGCUUGUAGUGUGUCUUGCUCUUGAGAGACUCCUUUUUAUGUAUAUUAAUUUUCACAAAUGUUUAUGUUUUAGUAUAUCCAGCUAGGCCUAUGAGUGGCUUUUAUUUAUUAUUUAAAUUUGGGUGCCUUUUUCAAAAUCAAAAUUUCUUCACGUUCUUUGAAACUUGUUUUUCUUCUCCUCUGUCAAAAGUGACUUCUCACAUGCUUGUUGAGUCUAGUGAGAAGCUGUACAUUUUGUAUUUGUUAGUAUUGCUUUAUACAAAAAUAAAGUUACUGAUUACCUUUCUUCA
Lacerta agilis (Sand lizard) is the source of this 1138-nucleotide messenger RNA. It is a transcript of the gene GATAD1, whose product is annotated as GATA zinc finger domain containing 1. Gene Ontology annotation, cellular component: nucleus. Bases 99 to 857 code for a protein of 252 amino acids. The transcript has 5 exons. Gene Ontology annotation, biological process: chromatin organization; regulation of DNA-templated transcription. Gene Ontology annotation, molecular function: sequence-specific DNA binding; zinc ion binding. Lineage: Eukaryota; Metazoa; Chordata; Lepidosauria; Squamata; Lacertidae. The record is from RefSeq and is a predicted model, not a curated record.